Aspergillus novofumigatus IBT 16806 is the source of this 198-nucleotide messenger RNA. RefSeq lists its product as uncharacterized. Gene Ontology annotation, molecular function: protein dimerization activity; DNA binding. Lineage: Eukaryota; Fungi; Ascomycota; Eurotiomycetes; Eurotiales; Aspergillaceae. The transcript has a single exon. The record is from RefSeq and is a predicted model, not a curated record. The annotation marks the transcript as partial.
CGCCGGUCGGAUAGUCCGCGGGUAAAAGGUCAGCAAAGAUGCAGACUCCGGAAGAGUUUAUUUAAAAGUGCCCAUAAAUAUGGCGUCAAGUGUGAUGCGGAUGUCUGCGUUAUCCUACGGACGCGGGAAGAUGGCCGAAUAUUUACCUUCAGUACUGACUCAUUCGACGAAUUUUUGCCUAUCUUGCAAGAACUGGUG